GGCGGCGGCGGCGGGGGCGGCGAUGUUCCACUGCAUUCCCCUGUGGCGGUGCAACCGUCAUGUGGAGGCCAUCGACAAGCGCCACUGCUCGCUGGUCUACGUCCCCGAGGAGAUUUACCGCUAUGCCCGCAGCCUGGAGGAGCUGCUGCUGGACGCCAACCAGCUCCGGGAGCUCCCCGAGCAAUUUUUCCAGCUAGUCAAAUUACGAAAGCUUGGACUCAGUGACAAUGAAAUUCAGCGGCUCCCCCCGGAAAUAGCAAACUUCAUGCAGCUAGUAGAGCUGGAUGUGUCUCGGAAUGAUAUCCCUGAAAUUCCAGAAAGCAUCUCCUUCUGUAAAGCGCUGCAGGUAGCUGACUUCAGUGGAAACCCCCUCACCAGGUUGCCGGAGAGCUUUCCUGAACUACAGAACUUAACAUGUCUUUCUGUAAAUGACAUCUCACUGCAGUCUCUGCCAGAAAAUAUUGGGAAUCUUUAUAACCUGGCUUCACUGGAACUGAGAGAGAAUCUUCUUACGUACCUUCCUGACUCUCUCACCCAACUGAGGAGGCUCGAAGAACUCGAUUUAGGGAACAAUGAAAUCUAUCAUUUGCCAGAAUCAAUUGGGGCGCUCCUACAUCUGAAGGAUCUCUGGUUGGAUGGAAAUCAACUCUCUGAAUUACCUCAGGAAAUAGGCAAUCUGAAGAGCCUGCUCUGCUUAGAUGUCUCUGAAAACAGGUUGGAAAGACUUCCUGAUGAAAUCAGUGGCCUGACUUCUUUAACAGACUUAGUCAUUUCCCAGAACUUACUGGAAACAAUUCCUGAUGGCAUUGGAAAACUAAAGAAACUGUCAAUCUUGAAGCUGGAUCAGAACAGACUCACACAGUUGCCUGAAGCAGUUGGGGAUUGUGAAAAUCUCACGGAAUUAGUUCUUACAGAAAACUGUCUCCUGACUUUACCUAAGAGCAUUGGAAAACUUAAGAAGUUGAACAACUUGAAUGCAGACAGAAAUAAACUGGUGUCUUUACCAAAAGAGAUUGGCGGAUGCUGCAACCUCACCGUGUUCUGCGUCCGGGACAACAGACUGACUCGAAUACCUGCGGAGGUGUCGCAGGCCAUGGAACUCCAUGUCCUAGAUGUGGCAGGGAACAGGUUGCGUCAUCUGCCCUUAUCUCUGACGACUCUGAAGUUAAAGGCCCUGUGGUUAUCGGACAACCAGUCCCAGCCUCUGCUCACGUUCCAGACGGACACAGACCGCGCCACAGGGGAGAAGAUCUUAACUUGUGUCUUACUUCCUCAGCUGCCUUCCGAACCAAUCUCCCAAGAGAGCCUCCCUCGCUGUGGUGCCCUGGAAAGCCUGGUGAAUGACGUCUCUGAGGAUGCCUGGAAUGACCGCACCGUACACAGAGUCAGUGCAAUCCGGUUUUUGGAAGACGAAAAGGAUGAAGACGAAAAUGAAACGAGAACACUUCAGAGGCGGGCCACUCCACACCCGGGGGAGUUGAAGAACAUGAAAAAGACGGUGGAGAACUUACGGAACGACAUGAACGCCGCCAAAGGACUGGAUUCCAACAAAAACGAGGUCAACCACGCCGCCGCCGACCGAGUGACCACGUCGGUGUAGCCCUCGCCCGCGUUCGACCUACUGUGUCUUCCCUGCUGUCAAAAGAGAUGUUCCCAUGCGACCACCGAGGAGCCUCCUGCAGCCCGUGUUCACCACCCCGCCGCCCAAGGAAGCUGCUCUCGCACAAAGUGCCUUACGCAUCCCUCAGUCACUCCGCGUGCCAGUAGCCUCCCCACCUGAUUGUUUCUCAAUUUCAGUUGUUCAUAACAAGUAGAAUACACUACUGUCAACAUCCGA
Molecule: messenger RNA, 1837 nt
Organism: Peromyscus maniculatus bairdii (prairie deer mouse)
Lineage: Eukaryota; Metazoa; Chordata; Mammalia; Rodentia; Cricetidae
Gene: Lrrc1
Product: leucine rich repeat containing 1
Biological process (GO): neurotransmitter receptor transport, endosome to postsynaptic membrane; receptor clustering; cell-cell adhesion
Cellular component (GO): basolateral plasma membrane; postsynaptic membrane; adherens junction
Molecular function (GO): protein kinase binding
Source: RefSeq, a predicted model, not a curated record